AUGCAAAAGCCCCCUAGUUCUCUUAACCUCGAACCAAAUCCUUUUGAACAAUCGUUCGCCUCAAAGCCAGCAUCGAUCACCGGAGAUUCCCCCCUUCACGAUGGCCCAAACAACCAAAACAACAACAUUAUCAAUAACAAGGAAAGCAUUAUUAUCAACAACCAUCACAAUCAUCAUAGAAAAACCAAACUGACAACCUCAAUCGGUAGUAAUAACACUAAUUCCUUCAUCGAUAAAACCAACCCUCCAGCUAUCCAUCUCUCUUCUAACAAUUUGACUCCAGGAGGCACCAGGAAAUUACCACUUCCCCAACUCUCUCCCAAUGGACAAUUCACUCCAGGGUUCAUGAGCAAUUAUUUCAAAACGGGAUUCACUCCCAAUGAAUCAGGUCUUCGUACCGGUUUGACUCCCGGAGGAAUUCUUUCUGGACUAAGCGUGUUCACUCCUAGUGGGAACCUCUUCACUCCAAACUUUGUGAGUUUUUUGAAUUCAAAUCCGGAAAAUAAGACUAAUGGCGAAACCACAACACAUUCUACACAUCAUACAUCAACAGCAAUGCCUCCAAUAGCAGCAGCAACAGCCCCGCCGAUAACAACAACAACGACAACAACAACAACAACGACAACAACGGGUAUACCGACGAUUCCGGAACUCAAGGGAGAAAUGCCAGAGCCAAAAAUUGAGGAGAAAGAAGAAAGUGCAAAGGAGACAUUAGAGAAAGCAAGAGUUGGUCCACAACUACCACAAUUACCACCAGCACCACCACCAAUGGAUAAUAUCACCAAAAAGGAAAAAGUAUCGCCAAAGAAUGGGAUGGAAAAACCAGCGGGAGAAAAAAAACCUGCAAGAAAAAGAAAGGCGGCUGAUAAAGAGUCUAAGAUUGCGGAACCCCAAGCAUCAGCUAAGAAAUCAAAGAAAGAAACGAAAAAGACUGCAAAUAAUAAUAACAAUUAUGAUAAUUCGCCAGCCAUGGAUAACUCCGGGGAAAAUGAUGGAGUUUCUGAUGAUGAUAAUAUUAAUCUUACCAAGGCUACUGUGUUUAGAAGAUCGAAGAAAGAACUCAGCGAGGAAGAUAAACGAAAGCUGUUUUUAGAACGUAAUAGAUUGGCAGCGUCCAAAUGUCGUCAACGGAAGAAGCAAAAUAUCGAGAAAAUGAAAACCGAUCUACAAUAUUAUCAAGGGGAACACGCCAGUUUACAAGGGGAAAUCGGAUCACUCAGGAAACAAAUGGCGAGUAUUAGAAAUAUUCUAUCGAAUAAUAAGCAACAGUUGAUUGAUUCGGUAGGGUUCGAUUGCUUGAACCAACUUUUGAUCUUGAGUUCUUCAGGAGCUAACGCUGCUCCAUUGAGCACCGUGAUCCCAGGUCAAGGCCCCCACCUUGAUCAGCCAAUCCAUCCCAAUACUGCUGCCGCAGCGGUAGUUGCAGCAAUGGGGGGACCAGGCACAGCUCCACCAGCCCCUGUUGCGGUCCCUCAACCUAAGGUUACUCAAUUGGCUAAUCCUGUGGUGGCGGUGGGGCCAACUUUACUACGCCAGCCAAUCUCCUCCAAUGACCCAACCGUCGUUAUUGUACCAUCAGGACGAGCCUCGUCGCAACAACCACCACAACAAUAUAUCACUUCACCUCCACAGCCGGCCGCGGUGUUAAUCGCUGACACUGAUGCUAAUGCAGGUAAUGAUACUAGAAUAAUCCAAUCGCAAAACUUGAUCAAUGGCAUGUUACCAUUGAAUUCCAAGUGGUAA
Saccharomycopsis crataegensis is the source of this 1743-nucleotide messenger RNA. RefSeq names its product Sko1p (gene SKO1). Bases 1 to 1743 code for a protein of 580 amino acids. The transcript has a single exon. Gene Ontology annotation, molecular function: RNA polymerase II cis-regulatory region sequence-specific DNA binding; DNA-binding transcription factor activity, RNA polymerase II-specific. Gene Ontology annotation, biological process: regulation of transcription by RNA polymerase II. The record is from RefSeq and is a predicted model, not a curated record. NCBI's taxonomy places the organism in Eukaryota, Fungi, Ascomycota, Saccharomycetes, Ascoideales, Saccharomycopsidaceae.